Molecule: messenger RNA, 2739 nt
Organism: Leptidea sinapis
Lineage: Eukaryota; Metazoa; Arthropoda; Insecta; Lepidoptera; Pieridae
Gene: Chpf
Product: chondroitin sulfate synthase 2
Exons: 10
Coding region: 784-2739 (651 amino acids)
Cellular component (GO): Golgi cisterna membrane
Molecular function (GO): glucuronosyl-N-acetylgalactosaminyl-proteoglycan 4-beta-N-acetylgalactosaminyltransferase activity
Source: RefSeq, a predicted model, not a curated record
ACAUUACAUAUUUUUAGAAAAGGUCUAAAUGUCAACUUAUUUUUUUCCCCGUUAAUGGGAAAGGCAAAGGCAUAGCCAUGCAGCCAUCGUCAAAGGUACCUAUGGUUCUGUCUAAUUAUCACCUGGCUCGAAUGACGUUCUAGGAAGUACGGUCAGCAAGAAAAACUCAACAUAGCAGCAUCAAUUGGUAGGCCAGUAAAAAUAGAAUUUAACCUCGCAAUAUUAUCGAUCCAAUUUUUUUGUAAGGCUUAGGGUCACUUACUGAGCAUAAAAUCACUAAAUGCUAUACCCAGAUUUUUCUUUUUUUUCUUUCUUUCUCUAUUUUUUCAUUUUUUCUCGUACAUGCAUACAUUAUAUUAGUAAAUAACCAUAUCUUUAUACAUAAAUUAUAUAUAAGGAUAUGGUUAUUAUUGUACUGUACGUCGUCGAAAGAGUAAAGACUAGGCGGUGUGGUCUAUAGACUAUAGGCCUGCACGGGCAAAUAAAAAAAAACUAAUACGUCGUCGUUAGUUUUUACAUCCUCUUUGCUAAAAAUCUACUGUUAAGUGUUAACUGAGCUGAGUGUUAUGUUAUUCAGUUUUGAGUUUAUUAUUAGUUAAUUAGUUACUUACUAGUUAAUACUCCUAUCUAUGGCUGUUACCGAGUUAUACUAUGUAACGUGUUAUGUAUUGUUAUUUAGUUGUUGAAUAUUUUAAAUUAUAAAUCAUAAAACGAUUCUCGCUUUUUUAUAAGUCAAGUAGAUUAUAUCUAAUCUCUACUGACCAUUGAAUGUGAUAACGGAUAAUGUUGUCUCGAUACGUGGUGUCGCAAGUGAAGCACAAUUCGUACUUCCUUGUGGGUUUGACCCUUGGUCUGUGGGUUGCGCUAGUGCUGGUACCCAUAGAUGAUGAGGAGGCGUGUGUCAGUGCCGCAGUUAGCGGGCCCGGAGCUGACAAUGAUGAAUUCGAACCGAAUCGUGAGGAACGUCCUCUGGGAUCCGCUGGUCAGCCGGGCCGGAGUGUGCAGCGACCUCGAUACUAUAGCACCGAGCUAGGAAUGCGCGCAGGACUGCUGGCAGGUGCAUUAAGUUCAGAAGAAGUAUUGGACACUCGGGGAGCUGCUCUGAACAAUACUGCUGCACACUUACAGCCCGCUCUGCGAUUCUUCAUCACAGCAAGCAGUCUAAAAGCAACCCCAGGGCGUGCUAAUGUAGUUGGUUUUACAGACACCAGAGAAAUGCUUAAACCAUUCCAUGCACUGAAAUAUCUUGCUGAUAAUUACUUGGAAGAGUAUAAUUUUUUCUUUUUGGUGUCUGAUUCCUCAUAUGUGAAUGCUCGUCGAUUGAACGAACUAGUAUCUAAGCUAAGUGUUAGUCAAGAUGUGUACAUGGGAACUGUGGCAGAUGACGACACCCAUUACUGUACCUUGGAGGGAGGUAUCCUGCUGUCUAACUCGGUGCUACGCGCAGUGCACGGUGCACUGGAUUGGUGCGUGCGGAACUCGUACUCGCCGCACCACCACGAGAACAUCGGCCGCUGUGUGCUGCACGCUGCACACCUACCUUGUGCCUCGCACCUGCAGGGUGAGACAUACGAGUCCGCGCGCGCGGUGAGUGACGCCGAGCCGCUGUGGCUCCGUGAGCAGCUCGCGGACGCCGUGACCGUGUAUCCUCUGUCCGCGCCGCACCACUUCUAUGAGCUGCACGCCUACGUGUGCCGAGUGUACCUGGAGCGGCUCCAGCGGCAGGUGGCUGCGGAACGAGCUGGUGCGGCCCGCUCCCUGCGGCGACACCCGCGCGGCUUCCGGAACACCACGUGGCCCAGCGCGCUGCGAGCUGACGCCGGCCUGGCUCCGCCCUCACCCGCCUCCAGGUUCGACCACCUGCGCUGGACACGCUUCAAUGGCACUCAUGCGCUACUUCCCGAUGACCUGCGCGCUGUGGGUCCGCUCACCGGUGCUAUGCUACAAGCCGUGCAGAUGGUAGUGGAGGAGAGCACAGCGUGGGCCAAGCGGCGAUGGGGCGCGAGUGGCGCGAAGCUGGUGGAGGGAGCCUGGUGCUGGCAGCCGCCGUACGCGCUGCGGUACUCGCUGCUGCUGCAGCUGGAGCAGGAGGAGGGGAGCCAGGUGUCGCGGUGUGUGCGGCAGCUGGAGGCGGUGAGGCCGCUGGGAGCCGCACGGCUGGCCCCCGCACGCUACGUCACCGAGAGCACGCGGCUGACGGUCGUCCUGCCACUGGGGGGGCACGACCCCCACGAGGAGUUUCUGCGGCGGUACGAGAGCGUGUGCGUAGAACGAGAUGGCAACACGGCGCUGGUGGUGGUGGCAGAUGCGAGAUUAGUGGGGGAGGUGCAGGUGGCCACACGGGCGCUGCAGGCCCGGCGCCCCGCCGCGCUGGUGGACGUGCUGCCGGCGGGGGAGGGGGGGGACACAUUGGACGCCGCUGCGCACCACCUGCAGGCCGCGGGGGACGCGCUGCUGCUGCUGCUCCGACCCGACGCAGAGUUCUCUCAGGACUUCCUGGAUCGCGUCCGUAUGAACACUAUCCGCGGUGAGCAGUGGUACUCGCCGGUGGGGUUCGCGCGGUACGUGGCGCCGGGCGGGGCAGGGGGGGCGGGGGCCGGGGCGCACCACGACACCGGCCGCUUCCUCCACACGCAGAACGACAUCCUCGCAGUGUACAGGGACGACUAUAUUGCCGUUGUUCCUUCUUACUUCAGAGAGUCCCAUUACGUCGAAAUUGAUGUUUUCAAGAGCGUGUGA